AUGACUGGUGUGGAUGAAAUACUGAAUUAUAAAAAAAAUCCUGUCGACGAUUAUUACGCUUUACUUGGCUGCGACGAAAAUUCUUCGGUUGAGCAGAUAACUGCAGAAUAUAAAUUGUUGGCUCUGCAGCACCACCCUGAUAAGAAUGAUGGAGAUAAAGAUGCUGAAGCCAAGUUUCAACAACUAAAGGAGGCAAAAGAGACUCUUUGUGACCCAUCUAAACGGGCCCUCUAUGACAAGUGGAGAAAGAGUGGCAUAGCUAUGGGUUAUAAGCAGUGGCUUGGCAUGAAAGAUCAUGUGCAACAGUCUAUGCACUGGUCCAAGCCUAACACCAAGGACCGUAUGUUAGAGGGUGAGUCUGGGCAAUCCGGGCCUUCCAGCUUGGGUCCAAGUAAUGCCGCUGCUCGUAGAGCUUCCGAAGGAGGAGCUGCUCUUUGGGGGCGUUGGGGUGGAGGUAACCAAGAACCUCCAUCAGAAGUGAUCUCUAAGUUUCGUAACUAUGAGAUC
Messenger RNA from Iphiclides podalirius (scarce swallowtail), 507 nucleotides. Lineage: Eukaryota; Metazoa; Arthropoda; Insecta; Lepidoptera; Papilionidae. The record is from the annotation of a GenBank genome assembly.